This is a messenger RNA of Hipposideros armiger (great roundleaf bat), 1672 nucleotides long. It is a transcript of the gene ALG2, whose product is annotated as ALG2 alpha-1,3/1,6-mannosyltransferase. Lineage: Eukaryota; Metazoa; Chordata; Mammalia; Chiroptera; Hipposideridae. Gene Ontology annotation, cellular component: endomembrane system. The transcript is spliced from 2 exons. The coding region runs from base 99 to 1349 and encodes 416 amino acids. Gene Ontology annotation, biological process: dolichol-linked oligosaccharide biosynthetic process. The record is from RefSeq and is a predicted model, not a curated record. Gene Ontology annotation, molecular function: GDP-Man:Man(1)GlcNAc(2)-PP-Dol alpha-1,3-mannosyltransferase activity.
GGGGCGUGCCCAGCCCCGCAGUGGCCCGCUGGGAGCCGGUGGGAGGAGCAUGCGUGCUUGUCCAUAACGGUGCGGGGCGCCGGCGCGACUUCCGGGCCAUGGCGGAGAAGGUGGCUCAGGCCGAGGAGACGGGUCCCAACCCGUCGGUGCUGUUCCUGCACCCAGACCUGGGCGUGGGGGGCGCCGAGCGGCUGGUGCUGGACGCAGCGCUGGCACUGCAGGCGCGCGGGUGUAGCGUGAAGAUCUGGACGGCGCACUACGACCCAAGCCACGCCUUCGCUGAAAGCCGCGAACUGCCGGUCCACUGCGCUGGCGACUGGCUGCCCCGCAGCCUGGGCUGGGGCGGCCGCGGCGCCGCUGUCUGUGCCUACGUGCGCAUGAUCUUCCUGGCGCUGUACGUGCUCUUCCUCGGCGACGAAGAGUUCGACGUGGUCGUAUGCGACCAGGUGUCUGCCUGUAUCCCAGUGUUCAAGCUGGCCAGACGGCGUAAGAAGAUUCUGUUUUAUUGUCACUUCCCAGAUCUGCUUCUCACCAGGAGAGAUUCUUUUCUUAAACGCCUAUACAGGGCACCGAUUGACUGGUUGGAGGAAUACACCACAGGCAUGGCAGACUGCAUCUUGGUCAACAGCCGGUUCACAGCUGCCGUUUUUAAGAAAACAUUCAGGUCCCUGUCUCACAUAGAACCCGAUGUCCUCUACCCAUCUCUGAAUGUCACCAGCUUUGACUCAGCUGUCCCUGAAAAGCUUGAUGACCUAGUCCCCAAGGGAAAAAAAUUCCUGUUCCUCUCCAUCAACAGAUAUGAAAGGAAGAAAAAUCUGACUUUGGCACUGGAAGCCCUAGUAAAGCUACGUGGAAGAUUGACAUCCCAAGAUUGGGACAAGGUUCAUCUGAUCAUGGCAGGUGGUUAUGACGAGAGAGUCCAGGAGAAUGUGGAACACUAUCAGGAAUUAAAGAAAAUGGCCCAGCAGUCUGACCUUGACCAGUCUGUGACUUUCCUGCGGUCUUUCACAGACAAACAGAAAAUCUCACUCCUCCACGGCUGCACAUGUGUGAUUUACACACCAAGCAAUGAGCACUUUGGCAUCGUCCCUUUGGAGGCCAUGUAUAUGCACUGCCCAGUCAUUGCUGUUAAUUCAGGUGGGCCCUUGGAGUCCAUUGUCCACAACGUCACAGGAUUUCUUUGUGAGCCUGACCCCAUGCAUUUCUCAGAAGCAAUAGAAAAAUUCAUCCAUGAACCUUCCUUAAAAGCCACAAUGGGACUGGCUGGCAGAGCCAGGGUGAAGGAAAAGUUUUCCUCUGAAGCAUUUACAGAACGGCUCUACCAAUAUGUCACCAAACUGCUGGUAUAAUCAAAUGAUUUUUUUAAGGUCUUUAUGCUACAUUCAUUAAUAUCAUAUUUAGAGAUUGAAGACCCAGUUUUGAAACCAUAAAAGAAACCUAGAAUCUAGUAUAGAAAAGUUUUUCAAAACAUAUACUUGAAUCUUGACUUUGAGCCACCUUCCUAUACACCACACUUUCCUGUCUACUUUUUCAGAAAAACUAUAUCUUUUAUGCUAUAAUAAUUGAGUCUUAUCAGUGUUAAGGUAUAAAUAUGACAGGGCUGGCUGAAUGGCUCAGUUAAGAGUUGGCUUAAGAGCACGAGCUCUGAGCAACAGGGCUGCCGGUUCAAUUC